AUGAAGCAGUAUGUAAAGGGAAAACCUGACCCAGAAGGUUUGAAGUGUUUUGUCAUGGCAAACCCUAGUGGCAUACCCCUUGAUUUCUGUAUGUAUGAAGGAAAUGGGAAAGAAAUUCAGUCUGAAAAAGUGCCCCCUCCAGAGAAGUUAGAUGUAGGAGGCAAGGUAGUGGUGAAACUUACUGAUACAUCAACAGAGAAGUCGUCAAUUUAUGUUGACAGAUGUUUUACUUCUGUUCCCUUCCUCGACAAGUUACUGAGAGACAGGAACAUUACUGCCACUGGCACAAUAAUGUUGAGUCGCAUCGCCAGAAGUAUACGGUUUGAGGAAGAUGCAACAAUGAAAAAAACAAGAGGCAGCCAUGAUCAGGUGGUAAGGAAUGACGGGAACUUAGCAAUUAUCAAAUGGUUUGACAACCGAGCGAUUUAUUUGGCUUCAACAGAAGCAGGUGUUGAGCCAAUUGAAAAAUGCACUCGGUGGUCUAAAAAAGAGAAAAAGUACAUUACAGUUCCUCGCCCAUGUGUAGUAAAGGCAUACAAUAAUAACAUGGGAGGUGUUGACCUGUUAGAUAGGAUGGUGGGGAAGUAUGGCAUGAGAGCUUGGACCCACAAAAGGACCAACAGAGUGAUUGAUCACUUUAUUGAUUUUGCAGUUGCUGCUGCAUGA
Schistocerca gregaria is the source of this 666-nucleotide messenger RNA. RefSeq names its product piggyBac transposable element-derived protein 3-like. The record is from RefSeq and is a predicted model, not a curated record. NCBI's taxonomy places the organism in Eukaryota, Metazoa, Arthropoda, Insecta, Orthoptera, Acrididae. The transcript has a single exon. Bases 1 to 666 code for a protein of 221 amino acids.